Thalassophryne amazonica is the source of this 3441-nucleotide messenger RNA. RefSeq names its product multiple epidermal growth factor-like domains protein 11. NCBI's taxonomy places the organism in Eukaryota, Metazoa, Chordata, Actinopteri, Batrachoidiformes, Batrachoididae. The transcript has 21 exons. Gene Ontology annotation, molecular function: protein binding; scavenger receptor activity. The record is from RefSeq and is a predicted model, not a curated record. The coding region runs from base 13 to 3144 and encodes 1043 amino acids.
CAGAGGAGGAUCAUGGGAACCUGUGGGGUUUCCCCGCAGUCCCUGCUGUGGCUCCGCCUCUUCGGCCUGAUCUCCGUGGUCUCGCCCCUGAACCCGGACGACCCCAACGUGUGCAGCCACUGGGAGAGCUAUGCAGUGACUGUGCAGGAGUCGUACGCUCAUCCGUUUGACCAAGUGUACUACACCCGCUGCACCGACAUCCUCAACUGGUUCAAAUGCACCAGACACAGGAUCAGCUACAAGACGGCGUACAGGAGAGGCGUGAGGACCAUGUACCGGCGCCGCUCACAGUGCUGCCCGGGCUUCUACGAAAACAGAGACCUGUGUGCUCCUCUGUGUACUGAAGAGUGCGCCCAGGGACAGUGCGUCUCCCCCGAUACGUGCCAGUGUGAACCGGGCUGGGGAGGACUGGACUGCUCCAUGGGCUGUGAAAGUGACUUCUGGGGACCCCACUGCACGAACCGCUGUCAGUGCCAGAACGGGGCCAAAUGCAACCCGAUAACGGGAGCGUGCGUCUGCACCGAUGGCUUCCAGGGCUGGCGCUGUGAGGAAACCUGUGACCCAGAUUUGUACGGCAAAGACUGCCUGCUGGAGUGCCAGUGCUUCAAUGGUGCCACGUGCCACCAUCAGACUGGCGAGUGCCUCUGUACACCCGGGUACCACGGAACCUUCUGCGAGGAGUCUUGUCCUCCAGGUAAAUAUGGCGCCCUGUGUGAACAGCGCUGCCCCUGUCAGAACGGAGGAACGUGUCAUCAUGUCACCGGCGAGUGCUCGUGUCCCGCUGGCUGGGUGGGUCUGGUCUGCGAACAGCCGUGUCCGUUUGGAUCCUUCGGCAUUAAUUGCUCCCAGGAGUGCACCUGUCGUAACGGAGGCCUGUGCGACCACAUCAGCGGUCAGUGCCAGUGCACCGCCGGCUACAUCGGAGAGAGAUGCCAAGAGGAGUGUCCAGUGGGCUCUUAUGGGCCACAGUGUGCUCACAAAUGUGACUGCCAGAACGGCGCUAAAUGCUACCACAUCAACGGGGCGUGUCUGUGCAACGAAGGAUUCAAGGGCCCCAGCUGCCAAGACCGCUUCUGCCCCAGCGGCCUGUACGGUCUCAACUGUGACAAAUACUGCCCCUGCAACACUUCAAACACACUCAGCUGUCACCCUUUGUCAGGGGAGUGCGCCUGUGCAGCAGGAUGGGCGGGGCUUUACUGCAAUGAGACGUGCCCACCGGGUUACCAUGGCGAGGGCUGCAAAGAGCGGUGUGUCUGCGCGAACAGAGCCGAUUGUGACAGCAUCAACGGCGCGUGCACGUGUGCACCAGGAUAUAUUGGUGACGACUGCUCCAUCAGCUGUCCUGCAGGAUUAUUUGGCACCAACUGCACCCUGUCCUGUUCCUGCCACAACGAGAUCUCCUGCAGCCACGUCGACGGCGCCUGUAGCUGCAAAGAAGGUUGGCAGGGCGUGGACUGUUCCAUCCCGUGUCCCAGUGGAACAUGGGGGUUCGGCUGCAACCAGACGUGCCAGUGUGCCAACGGCGCCGCCUGUGACCCGGUCAACGGAACCUGUUCCUGUUCCCCCGGCUGGAGGGAUGAGUACUGCAACGUUCCCUGUCCGGAGGGAGUGUUUGGGCCAGACUGCAACGAGCGAUGUGACUGUGUGAACGCUGAUGGCUGUGAUCCGGUGACGGGGAUGUGUCGCUGUCUCGCUGGUUGGACAGGUGUCCACUGUGACAGCGGGUGCACGGACGGCCGCUGGGGACCCGACUGCUCCUACAGCUGCACCUGUGAGAACAGAGGCUCCUGCUCUCCAGAGGACGGCACCUGCGCGUGCGCCCCCGGAUACCGCGGCACCAAUUGCAGACGAACAUGUUUAUCUGGAUUCUACGGCCAUCGUUGCAGCCAGUCGUGUCCUCAGUGUGUCCACAGUGACGGCGUGUGUCACCACGUCACUGGACACUGUGAAUGUCUCUCUGGCUACUUCGGAUCCCUCUGCAACCAAGUGUGUCCCAGGGGGAAGUACGGGAAAGGCUGCGCCAACACGUGCACGUGCACCAACAACGGUACCUGUAAUCCCAUCGACGGCUCCUGUCAGUGCUUCCCUGGAUGGAUCGGCGAGGACUGCUCCAAACCGUGCCCUCAGGGGUCGUGGGGUCCAGACUGCAUCCACACAUGUAACUGUCACAAUGGAGCCAAGUGCGCCCCUACAGACGGCGAGUGUAACUGCAGCCCUGGAUGGACGGGACUCUACUGCACUCAGCGAUGUCCAACCGGUUUCUACGGCUCAGAGUGCGCCGAGGUGUGUCGCUGCCAGAACGGGGCUGACUGUGACCACAUCAGCGGGGAGUGCUCCUGCAGGACGGGCUUCAUCGGACAAAGCUGCCACCUCAAGUGUCCUGCAGGGACGUUUGGUUACGGCUGCCAGCAGCUGUGCGAGUGUCUGAAUAACGCCACCUGCGACUACGUGACGGGAACCUGCUACUGCAGCAUUGGCUUCAAAGGCAUCCGCUGUGACCAGGCGGCCCUGAUGAUGGAGGAGCUGAACCCGUACACAAAGAUCAGCCCCGCCUUGGCGUCGGCGCGCCACUCGACUGGCGCCAUCCUGGGAAUCAUCUUCCUGCUGCUACUCGCCGUGGCCAUGCUGGCUCUGGCCAUCUGGUUCCGUUACCGGCAGCGAGUCAAAGGUCAACACGCGCCAAAUGUCACAUACACACCGGCCCUCCACAUCAACACCACCGACUACUCCCUCUCUGAUUACAUGAAGGGUUCAUUGUCCAGCACCUGCUCCCUCAGCAGUGAGAACCCGUAUGCCACCAUCAACGAGCCGCCAGCUCUGGCGUGUAAACACUCGGAGAGCAGCUACGUGGAGAUGAAAUCACCGACUCAUCAGGAACACGUGACACACUGCUGCUCCACCGCCGCCGCUGUCAUCACGAUCACCAACACCACCGCCGUGCCCUCCAAGAACGUCUACGACAUGGAACCAACCAUCAGCAUCUUGCAGCCCGGCUCAGUGGUCCAUGGUUACCCUCAGAACCCCUACGACCUGCCCAGGAACAGCCACGUCCCCGGACACUACGACCUGCUUCCUGUGCGGCCCAGCCCCUCCCACAGCCACACGCCCCCACUGCCAGGCAGUCCAACCAGCUCACUGCUCUAAACCCGCCGGCCGGAACCCAAACCGUACUCUUUGGGGAGGAGCUGCAGCCACUUCCUGCACCAGGAAGCUGUGACCUGGGAUGUGAUGUACAAAGACUUUUUGUCAGUUUGUCAAAAAGACAACACCAGAAAUUGUUUGAUAUCGCCGUAUUAUAACUGAACUCUUUGAGCUGUUCCGUGCCCGACCGCACCGCUUCGUCAAACUGUGACUUUACAUUUUCUUCAGUGUUUUGAUGUCAUUGUUAUUUUUGAUACAUUUUGUGGGACGUCGUCUGCAUGGGAAAUUUAUUGAAGACCA